AAUAAUAGCAACCGACUAAUUCUCGACUCGAAACUACUGCGAACUCGUCUUCCAGCAUCAUGACUCUCGAAGAGGUUCUCAUUCAGGAUAGUGCCGCGUGCACUGGCAAGAUCUUGGAAGAGGUGUUGGUUUCGGCGAAAAUGAACGAAUGUCUCACCAUUGGGGUGUACGAAUCAGCAAAAGUUAUGAAUGUAGACCCUGACAGCGUGGCUUUCUGUGUGCUGGCAACUGAUGAGGAGUUUGAGUGCGACAUCGCCCUGCAGAUCCACUUCACUCUGAUCCAGGCGUUCUGUUUCGACAACGACAUCAGCAUCGUCCGCGUGAACGACAUGCAGCGGCUGUCUAACAUCGUGGGCGACAAGUCAGUGGAACUUGAGGAUGCGCACUGCGUUCUUAUCACGCAGAACCCUGCUGAAGGUUCGUGGCAGGACCCGGCUCUGGAUAAACUGCACCUGUUCUGCGAGGAAAGUCGCAGUCUGAAUGAAUGGGUUCCGGAAAUUACUCUUCCCGAGCGCUGAACCAGGACUUUACAACUCUCUACGGAGAUUCUGUAAGCCCGAAGGAGUAAACAUCCUACGAAACAAGGAUGGGAGAAACUCCAAUCAUCCCUGGAUGUUCCUGCAGAGGAUCUCAUUCCAGGAAGCCCGGUGGCAGCAGCGAGGACUCCCCUGCAGUCACGCGGUGGUCGGCUUGUACCAGGAUGACCCAUCCUUUGUGCGGAUGUGGUCUGGUACGCCACAAGAGUGAAGGGAAUCGAACUUUUCUCUGGUGCUCCGUGAGGAAAUGUUCUGUUAGAAGAUUGGUGUUGAUGCAGGCAGGUGUGCCUGCAGACACCGCCGAGGAGCUUUUAAAAAAUGUAUUUAUUUUUUUUAAACGAAACCUUUCUUUUUAAACCGGACACUUGAUGUAGCCUACACCUGUCGAUUCACUUUUUUUUGGGUUGACAGACGCUUCCUGUGCAUGGUUUCAGUUUGACGGUGCUGAAUUAUGAAAACAAUAAACAUACAAUAUUG
Molecule: messenger RNA, 1013 nt
Organism: Anguilla anguilla (European eel)
Lineage: Eukaryota; Metazoa; Chordata; Actinopteri; Anguilliformes; Anguillidae
Product: growth arrest and DNA damage-inducible protein GADD45 gamma-like
Exons: 3
Coding region: 60-518 (152 amino acids)
Biological process (GO): regulation of cell cycle
Cellular component (GO): nucleus; cytoplasm
Source: RefSeq, a predicted model, not a curated record